UACAACAACAAGCACUUCUACUAGUGAGCUGGAGGCCUUCCCCGUGGCAGACGAAACGACUUUAAUCUGGAGUCCUGCUGUGCUCGAAUCAAAAAUCGUGAUAGUCGACAAGAAUAAGGAGGAAGAGACCGGCGAUGGAUCUUCUCAUGCCGAUACGACCUCUUCUUCCGCAUCUGAACAAGUAUCAACAUCACAAGAGCAGCAGUGCCCCUCAGUAACCACCAGUUCGGCGAAGCUUGAUGAACUUACUCGGCAGUUGAGUAAUGCAGCAGCAUGCCCGUACCCAGAAUACUACAAUGAGAUGAACGGAGGUGGAGUUUCGGGAGCCGAUGCUGAUGGCAGUCUGAGCACCACUUCCAGCAAUGCAGUUGCGAUGAAGGCACUUAACGAGCCAAAUAAGAUGCACGACCAAGAGGCCGCCGAUGCAUUAAUCAGCAACGUGGUGAGAACAGCGCUAGAUUUGUGCAAAACCCACAGGACAGGCCACACGGCCAGCACGCCUUCCGCGUGGAGUGAUUACAUCCUAGGAGACUGUUAUUCGACGUGGUCUGAGAUCUUGACAUCACCGGCUUCACGGUUUCCGGCCUUCCCCCAACUCGCGCGCGCCGUCGCAGAGUACGUUUUGUUUGGAAAAAUCAAACCCACGUCUACAAUGCCUACGCCUGCCGUUGAGAACAAUGACGCAAAUCGAGAGUUCGCAUGGCGAGAUCUUUUGAUGGCUCCCCCUGAUGAGAGCUCUUUUGUUGUUCGCGUUGGGGCGCCGCGUUCGGAAAAAGUGAUCAUGUACUGGACGACUUUCAUCGUGGCCAGUGCGAUGGAGGCGAUACCGGAAUUUGCGCGAGUGGUGGAAUCCAAUCCAGAUUUUGCCGAUCUCAUACAUAAUAGAAGGAGCGCCCGGUCGCGACAGCAGGCGGGAAUUGGCUCCAAUCGAAACGAAAGCGGGGGCAGUCGGACGCAUAGCAACGGGGAUCUUGCUUCGCGUGAGGGAAGUAAGUUUCGUGGCUCGUUAUUCGGACGGAUGGCAUCCGCAUCGGGCCAGGAGAAUAAUAGAAAGGGUGGCUAUUCAUAUUCUCCGCCAUGGGCUUCAACUUCAUCAGUUAGUAAAAGUUCCGCCACUUCUAACGACCAAGUCGUAGAUGUUGAUAGCGAGACUUGCAGAGACGAGUUCGAGUUUCUGUAUCCUCCUGAAUUGAGACGUGGUCGAGUAUCCAGCACUACCACCGCAGAUUGCACAAGUCGCAUGGGCAGCUUUGUUCAAACGAGUGAAUUUGGCAGUGCAAAAAGUAGUACUAGCACGUCAGGACUUGUGGCACGAAGUAAAGUAGAUUCGGAAGGGGACCUACUAGGUGGAGAUGAACCUACAGCCAGAACUCCUGUGGCGGGAGGUAAUGGCGACCCAUCCACCAGCGGAGUUGAUUUAUUUGCGGGAUUGUCGAAGCGAAGCACGGGUGCGUGGCGACCAACCGGGAAAUGGCGAGAGCGAGCGGCG
Messenger RNA from Amoebophrya sp. A25, 1489 nucleotides. Lineage: Eukaryota; Dinophyceae; Syndiniales; Amoebophryaceae. The record is from the annotation of a GenBank genome assembly.